GUGUGGGAGAGGUUUAACGGAGCGCGAGGCGACAGAGAAAGGCAUCGCUCGCGCGCGGCGGUGGCGGCUGCGACACGGAGCGCGCGGGUGAGCCCCUAAAGCAAGUGACGGCGGGUUUUUACAUCAAGCUUAACGUCUACCUCAAGGAAAUGCCGUUUAAGACGACGCAGUUUGAAAUGCAACCGUAUUCUACGUAUGUUUAAUCGGACAGUAAUUUUUGUUUCGUUCUAGGAUCGCGUCAUUAAAAUCUUUUUUUUUCCCCGUACGCUCGCUUUUCGCCGACGUAAAUUUAUUUCUGAAAAAAAAAAUCAUCAUUGUCGCGAGCGGAGUUUGCCAUUCAUGCGAUCUGCGUUGUCGUGACUAAAUCCGGAAUAUAAAAAAAAUAGCCGUGGCGGGGUAUUUGUUAGAAAUCUGAGGCGGCGGUUUUACGGCUGCGACGACGACGAAGCCGCCCGUGAAACAUGGCCGCCGCGCGCCUCCUGUGCGCGCGCCUCCGCCUCGUGACGCACGCGCACUGCCGGAAGUUACGUCACUACGUUCGCCCCGCCCAAGCCCCGCAUGGCGCGCGUGACACGUGCUCGCCCGGGGCGAAUAAUGGGCCAGUGCAGGCACUCCUCAGCUUACAUUUAAAAGGUCAAUACGCAGGAUUGCAACGACUGAGUCUGACACAGCUUUCCGCCAGAGACACCACUCUGCUGUGGCAGAGUUUAGUCAGCAGCUUGCGCUACUUCAGUACACCACCGCGUCCACGGGGCCAGAAGAACGAUGAGCAGAAGCAAACAUCGGGGGAGGAUGAGGAAGAAAAGAGGCAGCAGGAGGAGGAGCGUCACAACAACAUGGCUCGACUGCGCACGCUUGUGGUCACGGGCAUUGUGCUGCUCUUGGUCAACCUGCUGACCGACACCCAAUCCAGCGUGUCGUGGAACGAUUUUGCCAACGAGAUGCUCGCCAAGGGGGAGGUGGCGAGCGUGCAGGUCACGCCCGAGAGUGAGGUGGUGUACGUCACCAUUCACCCUGGCGCCGUCAUCUCCGGUCAGCAGAGGGUGGCGAGGGUGUAUUCGAUGCGGGUCCCAAACAUUGACAAGUUUGAGGAAAAGCUGAGGACUAUUGAGAAUGAGCUGGGCAUUGACCCGAAGGAUCGAAUCCCCGUCAUUUACCGUCGCACGUCCAUGCUCCAGCGGAUCGUGCAGAUGCUGGCAAUCUCAGUGGCCGGGAUCUUCCUGUUCUGGAUGCUGUUUCGCCAGGGUAUGAAUGCUGCAAAGGAAGGAACAUUUGGCGCUUUUAGUCAGCUGCGUAUGGCACGAUUCACCGUGGUGGACGGGAAGUCCGGGAAGGGCGUGAACUUCAAGGAUGUUGCCGGUAUGCACGAGGCGAAGGUGGAGGUCAUGGAGUUUGUGGAUUAUCUGAAGGCCCCGGAGCGUUACUUGCAGCUGGGGGCUAAGGUGCCCAAGGGGGCACUCCUCCUAGGUCCCCCAGGCUGCGGGAAAACUCUGCUGGGGAAGGCUGUGGCCACGGAGGCCCAAGUGCCCUUUCUGGCCAUGGCCGGCUCCGUUGUCGAGGUCAUUGGAGGGCUUGGGGCGGCUCGUGUGCGCUCCCUGUUCAAGGAGGCACGUGCCCGGGCGCCCUGCAUUGUCUACAUCGACGAGAUCGAUGCUGUGGGCAAGAAGCGCUCCAGAAACACGGGCGGCUUUGCCAACACGGAGGAGGAGCAAACGCUCAACCAGCUGCUCGUCGAGAUGGAUGGAAUGGGUCCCAAGGACCACGUUAUCGUGCUGGCCUCUACAAAUCGUGCCGACAUCCUGGAUGGUGCGCUCAUGCGUCCCGGCCGCUUCGACAGGCACAUCUACAUCGACCUGCCCACACUGCAGGAGAGAAGGGAGAUAUUUGAGCAACACCUGAAGAGCCUGAAACUGGCACAGCUGGAGACUCACUACUCACAACGGCUGGCAGAGCUCACACCAGGUUUCAGUGGAGCUGACAUCGCCAACGUCUGCAAUGAGGCGGCGCUGCACGCGGCGCGGGAGAACAGCAAAUCCGUGGGGGUGGACGACUUUGAGUACGCCGUGGAGAGGGUGAUCGCUGGGACGGCAAAAAAGAGUAAGAUUCUGUCGAAGGAGGAGCGGCGGAUUGUGGCUUUUCACGAGUCUGGUCAUGCCGUGACGGGGUGGCUCCUUCAACACACAGACGCCGUCUUGAAGGUAUCGAUUGCACCGCGCACCAAUGCGGCGCUGGGGUUUGCGCAAAUCCUGCCCCGAGACCAGUACCUGCACUCUACAGAAGAGCUCUUUGAACGUAUGUGCAUGGCACUGGGUGGACGUGUCGCCGAGGCCAUCACUUUCAACAAGGUCACAAACGGUGCGGAAGAUGACCUCCGCAAGGUGACUCGGUUGGCUUACAACAUGAUCCGCUCAUUCGGCAUGAACGAAGUGGUCGGUCACGUGUCCUUUCCGUCGGCCGACGAGGAAGGAGUCCCUGGGCGUCGUCCAUACAGCCGAGCCCUGCAAGAGGUCAUGGACCACGAAGCACGGAAGACGGUGGCACAGGCAUACAGACGAACAGAAAAACUGCUUCUUGAAAACCGUGACAAACUAAUUUUGUUGGCGGAGGCACUCCUGGAGCACGAGGUGGUGAGCUAUGACGAUAUAGUGAAACUGCUGGGCCCACCUACGCACGGUCCCAAGCGCCUCAUCCCGCCCCAAAGCUGGGUCGAGGCGGAGAGGGACCGGCAGGACACCGGGGAGGACUCUCCGGAUGAUGCCGCUCGCAAGAAGCGGCGGCCGCGACCCCGUCCGGAGGGAGAGGAGGAGCCCGACAUGCAGCCGCUUUGAGAACCGCUCCGUCUGUGUGCAGCGGUCACUGUGUCAUGCACUAGCACAGACCAAUCCAGUUCUCUUGGGCCUUUGUGAAUGUACAGUGCCAUGGCCUUUAGUUAAGUGGCCCUACACGUACGUCACACAGACUCGCAUACAAAUGUGCAGCUGCUACAGUUAUAAUUUGCAUGGCGGAAAAAGUUCAUUUUACAGAUUGCAAAAUAAAAAAAUAACUUGGUUAUGUGUCAAUGUAAAUAUAAAAUGAGCGCUUAUUGAAUUUGUAUUUUUGAAAGCCUGUUAUUCAGACCUUUGUCAUAUUUAAAAACUGCUGUAUUUAAAUAAACGAUUAAGACCUA
Molecule: messenger RNA, 3166 nt
Organism: Petromyzon marinus (sea lamprey)
Lineage: Eukaryota; Metazoa; Chordata; Hyperoartia; Petromyzontiformes; Petromyzontidae
Gene: SPG7
Product: SPG7 matrix AAA peptidase subunit, paraplegin
Biological process (GO): mitochondrial protein processing
Cellular component (GO): m-AAA complex; membrane
Molecular function (GO): ATP binding; ATP hydrolysis activity; zinc ion binding
Source: RefSeq, a predicted model, not a curated record